UCGCAAAGAGACAAAAUUGUUUGCGAAAUACAUUGCGGAUGUAAAAACGAGUGUCGUAAAUUUAUGUAUAUUAUCUUGUAACCCCUUUGUUGGAUCAAAUCUAUAACUACAAUUGAAAAGCAAUCGAAAAUGGAGGAGGACCACUACAUGAUUCUGGGAUUGAGUCCGGAUGCCACCGAGGAGGAGAUUACGAGGGCUUACAGGCGAAUGGCCCUAAUUUAUCAUCCCGAUAAAAACCGUCAUCCUCAGACGGUGGCGUAUUUCAGAAAGGUCCGGGCUGCCUACGAUGUCCUAUCCGAUACGGAUUCUAGGGAUGCCUACGAUCGAAGCUUGCGACGGAGGGCAUCGGCAUCCAAUCGGCAAGUUGUCACCCACCAACAACAACAACAACAACAACGACAACAAUCAGCUCAGGUGGAAUCCCCCGAUUUAUUUCCCACAAUAUGCGCCGUUGGCGGUGUGUUGGUGGGUCUAUUUCUGGGAUUCGGUGCUUUCAAGACGUUCUACAACUCAACUUCGGGGAACAAAUAAGGUGCAAUCCCUACACAAAAUAAAAAACUAUCGGCAUUGUGCAAUCAAUUUGAAUGUAAAAAAAAUUAUGAACCAAAAUAUCUUGUAGAAUUGAUAGAAUUUAUUAAAUUGUUGAACUUUAUAGAAUUAAUAGAAUUUAUUUGAAUGUUAACUUUAAUUAGAAGAAAGAAAAUUAUUUCAAUAAAGAAAAAACAAAGUCAAAAUUUAUAAAAAGAAAUAAACAAAAUUUAAAACAGCUUUAAUACA
Drosophila ficusphila is the source of this 777-nucleotide messenger RNA. Its product is annotated as chaperone protein DnaJ. Bases 130 to 531 code for a protein of 133 amino acids. The transcript has a single exon. Lineage: Eukaryota; Metazoa; Arthropoda; Insecta; Diptera; Drosophilidae. The record is from RefSeq and is a predicted model, not a curated record. Gene Ontology annotation, molecular function: protein-folding chaperone binding; misfolded protein binding. Gene Ontology annotation, cellular component: endoplasmic reticulum.